Molecule: messenger RNA, 504 nt
Organism: Acanthosepion pharaonis
Lineage: Eukaryota; Metazoa; Mollusca; Cephalopoda; Sepiida; Sepiidae
Source: the annotation of a GenBank genome assembly
AUGUUCUGUUUAAUCAAGUCGAAUCCUUUUAGUUUGUGUGCAGGGGUCAGCUGUGGGUGGUCGGGUUUGGAGCGGGCUGCAAAACUGGAAAACACGGUCGGGCUGAGGACAGCGGCGAUACAACCUGCCUCUGUCUCUCUCACCUUGUCUCCGCCCCCGCCAAACCAACCAGCCAGCCAGCCAGCCUCCCUGCCUGCCUGGCUGCCUCCUCGCACCGUUUCUCACCCCCCGGUUCUCUUCUUUCUGAUUUCAAUCUGCGUUUGUCUCUUCCAUUGCUUCUCACCAUCUCUCUCUCUCUCGCCCUCUCCCCACUCUCUCUAUUUCUCUUCCUCUCUCUCUCUCCCUCUCUCUCUUUCUGGUGAUCGAAUAUUUAGCCUUUUUUUCUUUUUUUUUCUCUAUUUCUUUACUUUCCUUCUCUUGUUUUUACCUCUUUCUUGCUCAUUUUUGUCGACAAAUAUUCAGAUACGUACCUUGUGUCAAAUUCUGUAUCACGCGAGGACAUAA